AUGGUACAACAAGGAAAAAAGGGCAACGACCUUCCCAACGGCGGCACAAAGUACAGAGAACAAUCAGGAAACAUGACGUCGCAAAGAAAAGAUAUGGGAGACGCUCGAGGAAAUGGUAAUGGAAAGGUUGAUGGCAGGUCGCAAAAUGGUAACUCGAGCUUUUUCCGUACAGACACUGCGAUUUCGGGCAACCGAAACCAAGGAGAGCGUGUAUUACAAAGAUGGGUUCCUGACAAGCCCGCCGAUAAUGAUGGUGGCUUGGAAUCAGGUCGAGGAGGAAGAGUAGCUCCUUGGGACCAAUUCGCAGAGAAUGAGCGACGAUUUGGCUUGAAGACAGACUACGAUGAGAACAUCUACACAACCCAGAUCAACACAAGCCAUCCGCAAUAUUCGCAGCGAGUCGCCGAGGCAGAUCGAAAGGCUAGAGAAAUUGAACGCAGCACGGCAAUGAACUCUCAUGUUGCAGAAGAACGUAUUGCGGACCACACUGGACCAAAUGAGAAUGGACUUGAUGAAGAAGACAAAUACAGUGGCGUUCGCAGACAACAGGAUUUCCCACCCCUCACCGCAUCAAAGGGUGCAUAUCAACCACCUGGAAAGCGUGCUCCAGUUGACCGCGCACCCGCAGCUGCUCCCGUUGUUGCUCCCGUUGUUGCUCCCGUUGUUGCUCCCGUUGUUGCUCCCGUUGUUACUCCCGUUGUUGCUCCCGUUGCUGCGCCAGUUCCUGCCCCAGUCACUGCCCCAGUUGCUGCUCCGGCAGAUCGUACUCUUGUCGACUCAGCCAUCAUGUUUGCAGGAGCUAAGGCCGAUAAACCCGCCGAUAAACCCGCCGACAAGGCAAAACCAGCUACAGCCGCGAAGUCAACAAAGCCAGAGGUCGCAACUCCACCUGCUACCACUGAUUCAAGUACCACUCCCACUCCAGAGGUCAAAAAGACUGUGGCUCCUUCUGCAAGCCGCACAAUUCCUCCACCAGUCAAACAUCUGGGUGGGCCAAAUGCUACUGCAACUGUUGAGGCUGAUGUUUCCAAGGCUUUCAAGACCUUUGCUGCAACUCAAAGAAACAAUGUUUCACAAAUUCGCGCCAACAAGAUCAAGAAUGAUAAGCAAAUCAAAUUAAAUGACCUCAAGAGAUUUGCCAAUGAUUUCAAGUUGCAUACUCCAGUUCCAUCGGAUCUUGUCCCUAUCAUUGCUAAGGAUCCAGCAAAGCAAAAGGCGAUCCAAGAGAAAGCACAACGCAAUGCUGAAGAAGCAAAGCUCAAUCCUACUGACUCGGCAAAGCCAAUUACCCCAGGGGCAGACGGAGUUUCUGCACAACGUUCCGCUACUACAACCUCUACUCAUACUAUAUCGCCACCGCCCGUUACAUCUGGUCGCCAAAACGUUAAUCGUGGACCUUAUCCUCAAGGCACCCACAGUUUCACACAAAAUUCUCGCAGUGACAGACCUGUUCAAGCACAGCAGACCAUGCCCCGAAGUGGCACCGCCGGACACUUGGCCCAGCGAUUGAGAAAUAUCGAACAAAAUAGACCAGCUCAAGUUCCAUCCAAUGUCAUGCCAGCCCAUGAAGCCAGACUUCCUCCUACUGGUCCUUCGAACGCUGCCGAUUCAAAUUUCUCCCGUCGUUCGAGUGGCGUGGCGAGUGCGCAAGGUGGCCCAAGAUUGAAUGCUAGCGUCAGCGAAUUCCGGCCCAAUGCAUUCGCAAAAGACUUUAGUCCCGCUGGUCCAAGCAGUGGCUCAAGUCCUCGUUCAGCAGCCAAUGCUCCAGAGGCUUCAACAGCACCAGUCGCACGUUCCUUGAUUCGCCGUAAGCCAAUGGCUAAGAGCGCUCGUCCUUCACUCCAAGGCAAAUAUGAUGCAAUGGAGCUCAUCAAGACUCUUAAGCCAGGAGAGGGGAAGAAUUGGCUAGCCAAUGGUGGUUUGAAGCCAGCUUAUGACACUCAUUUGCUCUGGAAACUCACUGCUGGUGAUGCACCAACGGAGUCUUAUAUACAAGUCUUUGAAAAGGCACCAUUCCCUACUACUACACCCGUUGUAUCGGAGCCUCACCCACCACAAGCAGCUCCACAAGUACCACACCAACAUCAAUUGCCAUUCCAUCUUCAAUCUGGCGUUCACAACAUCAAUGCUAGACAAUCCCCGCGUCAACCACCUAUCAACAUGCAUGGAGCUCAGAUGGGUCAUCCUGCCCCAACAUUCAAUGCUGAUGAAUUGCGUAUGAUGCCAUCGCAUUCUGCACAAUCCUUUUCAUCACCAAGAAUGCAACAGCUUCCAAUGGCAGCCUUCCAUUCUCCCAUGGGGGGAAAUGCUCAAUUGGCUUACAACCCACAGAUGGUCUCUUACCCUGGUGCACCUCAAAUGCCACCAUUCAGAUCCCUUUCGCAAACUCAUCAAUUUAUGCCACAACAAGGUCAUAUGGGUCAACCAAUUAUGAUGGCUAACCCUGCAGGUGGAUUCAUUCCUCCACAAACAAUGGGACCUGGUCCACAAAUGAUGUAUCCACCCGCACAAGGUCAAUUCAUGCCACCAAAUAAUGGACAUCCUCCAGCCAUGCCAAAUGGCGGUUAUCCAAGUCCGGGCCGAGGUGCUCCAAUGAUGAUGAAUCAAGGUUCUCAACAAGGUCACCCACAACCUAUGUAUGGUAUGAGCCCAGUCCCUCAAUAUGGAACACCCGUUUUCCCGCAACCAAUCCCAAAUCAAAUGCCAAUGCGAGGUGGUGCUUAUGGAGCACCGAACCAAUACGCUACAAGCCCUCAGAAUAUUCAAGGCGGUCCAAGAAAUCAGUAUAACCCAGAUUUCAAUGGCAACAAACAAAAUUUCCGACACAACCAACACCCACAUGGCCCACCCAACAACCAAGUCCCUACCGGCCCUCAAGCUCAAACUAAUCCUGGGGCUGAUGAGAGUAAAUGA
Botrytis sinoallii is the source of this 2913-nucleotide messenger RNA. RefSeq lists its product as uncharacterized. NCBI's taxonomy places the organism in Eukaryota, Fungi, Ascomycota, Leotiomycetes, Helotiales, Sclerotiniaceae. The transcript has 4 exons. The coding region runs from base 1 to 2913 and encodes 970 amino acids. Gene Ontology annotation, molecular function: RNA binding. The record is from RefSeq and is a predicted model, not a curated record. Gene Ontology annotation, biological process: cytoplasmic stress granule assembly. Gene Ontology annotation, cellular component: cytoplasmic stress granule.